This is a messenger RNA of Bombus pascuorum, 2007 nucleotides long. Its product is annotated as globin-like. The transcript has 4 exons. Lineage: Eukaryota; Metazoa; Arthropoda; Insecta; Hymenoptera; Apidae. Gene Ontology annotation, biological process: oxygen transport. Gene Ontology annotation, molecular function: oxygen binding; heme binding. Gene Ontology annotation, cellular component: extracellular region; hemoglobin complex. The record is from RefSeq and is a predicted model, not a curated record. Bases 316 to 831 code for a protein of 171 amino acids.
CAUGUACUUCGGCCCAAAGAACAGUCGUUUUCGAGUUACCGUUACGCAAGCAACUCUUCCAGUCAUCAGUAGAAAUAAACGACUACAUAUUAUCAACAUCUUCAUCUAUCUGCAUGAUCAGAGACAAAAAAAAAAAGACGAAGUAGUACGUUACUUGAUUUUUAUUAGUAGCAAUUUAUUACUAGCAAUAUUUCAGUCGACGCUGGAAUACAUGUGACACGUGUAGUGUUAUAGUAUACAAUUUUGAAGUGUGUUGAUAGAAAGGUCGUAAGCAGACUAAGUUGAUAACGAAAAAAGUACGAGGCACCUUUUAAGAUGGGUUCUAUGCUAACCUACUUUCUUGGCAAUCCAGACGAUGAUGUCGUAGAUCCGAAACUUGGUUUGACUAAUAAGGAAAAGAGAAUUAUAAGAGAAACAUGGGGUGUAUUGCGUGCUAAUUCGGUAAAAGUUGGCGUAGAUAUUAUGAUAAGUUACUUUAAAAGAUUUCCUCAGCAUCAUAGAGCUUUCCCUCCGUUUAAGGAUAUUCCGGCAGAUGAUUUAGUAGGCAAUAAAAAGUUUCACGCUCAUUGUCAGGGUAUUAUGAGUACAUUGAACGAUGCGAUCGAUGCUUUGGACGAUGUUGACUUAAUGGAUGCGAUAUUGCAUACUACUGGCAAGAGACAUGGACGACGUGGUCAGGGCAGACAAGAGUUUAUUGAUUUGAAAGGAGUGGUGAUGGACGCAAUGAGAGACGCGUUUGGAUCGAAAUUUACCACCGAAGUGGAAGUCGCUUGGGACAAAGCGAUCGAUGCCUUAUUUUCAAAAAUAUUCGAAGGCGAAGAUAUGAUAUAGCAAGUGUAUAACCACUAAACGAUUUUUUUUAAUCAGCAUCUGUAUCGCUAUCGCUAUCUGGAUGUAUAUAAUCAGUAGCUACACUGCUUGCUUCAGUAGUGUAUUUCUUCUUUCUUCUUUCUCUUUGCACUUUAUAUUCUUCGUCUUCACUUUCCUGCUGCUUUAAUUUUCUGUAAAUUAAGCACGAGUAUAUAAAGGGUGUAUAAAAAAAAGUCGGGGAAAAGCUUUAGGAGCAUAUAAUACUCGUGAAAACAAGGAAAAAUGUCUUAAUAUAUAUGGGUUGAAAAACCAUCCGUUCCAUAGUUAUCGCUUAAUGUAUAAAGGUAUAGUAUAUAAGUAAACCAGUAGUUGCUUCGUGAAAUGUGUUGAUACAACGAAUCGAACACUGCCGAAAGAUUAGAAAAAUGGCAGGAUAUGUCGUCGUGUACACAAUUGUAUGAAAAAACGUGUCGAAGUGUGUGUUGAAUGAACGAGAGGCAUAUUGAUUAUAUACCGUAGAGGUAAUGUCUUAUUGAGAAAAAUAUCUCGUAGCAUUGAAAUUAAUGCUUUUUCUACCCAUGUUUAUUAAGACCUUUUUUUGCUUGUUUUCAUGAGUAUUAUACUAUAUUAAAGUAUUUUCCCCAUUUUUUUGCACAUCCUGCGAUUGUGUAAAACGAAACACGAAACAAAUGGACAAUUUUUGUUACUGGUAUCUAUAACACGGCAAAAAUAUGCGGCAAAUGAUAAUCGAAUAAUAAUCGUACUUGUACUUGGUUUUGCGAAAGUGCUGUCUGAUCUUUUGCAAUACUGUGUAACAUAUCAGUGUUAGUAGGGUUCCUAGCAGUCCUAAUAAGAUUGCCAUGAGAAUAACAUCAAUUUGUAACCAAGGAUCUUCUUCUUCAUGGCGUUUGAAUGGUUCAAGCGUUACUGGAUGACUGUGAAAUUUGAAACGAUAAAUGCAAAUGUACCGACUAUCAAGACUGUUUAUGGCUAUGAUGCUUUUAUUUUUGAAGAAACAAUAUAUUUUAUUAAAUAGACAGAGGUGAUGGCAACUCAUAUUUUUGAAGAAUGAUACGUUAAAUGUUCAAGAUUGUAAAACAAUGUAUAAUUAAUACUCUCAAGUUAAUUGUAAAAUACGAAAAUAAUUUCGGAAUAGUAUCUACUUAAAAUAAAGUAUAAAACUACAUUAUGAUAGUA